Messenger RNA from Didymodactylos carnosus, 1731 nucleotides. Lineage: Eukaryota; Metazoa; Rotifera; Eurotatoria; Philodinida; Philodinidae. The record is from the annotation of a GenBank genome assembly.
AUGGAACACUCAUCAGCUCAACAACCAUUCAUGCCUUCUACACAAUUGUCAUUACCUCGAUUAGAUCAAGUUCACGAAUUAUUAUCAAAUCCAACAGAAUUACAACAUAUUCUACAGAAAGUUUUCGGAGGAAACAAACAACCACCAUUACCAUCAGGCUCUCCUCCUCCGUUACCCAUUGAACCACCACCUCCUUUUUCUUCCUUGAACAGUAGUUUCAAUCCAGCUGUUGAUCGUCCACGAAUUAAUUCAUAUUAUCACCAAAAUGAUCAAUUUAAUAACAGUAAGAUGCCACCAAUCAGUUUACCGCAUGCACCACCAGUGAAUGCUAUGAAUGUGCCAUAUCGUUCGCAAAGAACAAUGCCUGUGCCAUAUAACUAUCAGGCUCCAUUUGCGUCUUCCUCAAUGCCGGGAACAAAUUUAGCAUACCAUCAACCUAUUUCAGCGCCACCUAUAUCAUUUCUCAAUCGUCCCCCGUUACCUAAUCCUCAAUUUUUCCCGCCAACUCGACAAGAUCGAAUAUUACCUUCACAAUUAUCUACAGUGCCUUUACCACCACCACCGUUACCACAAUUUCUUGAUUUACAACAAGAUUUUCACACACAUUCGAAUCUUUCACAGCCAUUCGAUCAUUCUUAUCAAAUUCGGCAAACUAAACCAAUUGUUCCAAUAUCACCGCCACAGCAACAGUCUCAAACUCCCUAUAAUUCAUCAUUAGCAUUUAUGCAAUGUGCUUCAUCAUCUUAUUCUCGUCCUAAUUUGCGUUUAUCGACAAACCAUCAACAACAAAAUCGCUGUUUUUCAUAUAAAAAUAAACAAAAUACAAAACAAAACCAAGCUGCAUUCAACAAUCGUUCAUUUUCGUUUUUAUCGACAGAGUCGAAUAAUAAUAAUAAUAAUAAUAAUAAUAAUAAUAAUAAUAAUAAUUAUGGCUCUGUAAUGAAUAAUUUUGAUUCAAGUUCAUUUUUCGAAUCGAUUGCUGGAGGAAAAAACGAUAGUAAUCUACAACCCAAUAAUAAUUUGAACGACGAUAAUUGUUAUUCUGAUAGCGAUCCUGGUUGUUCUGAUUUGGCUGAAUAUGAAGAAGGACAAAUCAGCGACCACGAGGACGAAUCCCAACAACAACAACAACAUUCAAAUAUCGAAGGAAUUGAUGAUGAAUUAGGCGGUGACGAUAUAACAAAGUUUCCUUUUCGCUGUGAUACUUGUGGUGUUGGUUUUUUAAAUCAGCAUUUACAUGAAAAACAUGUGCAAUCACAUGUUAAGUGUACAGAAUCCGGUUGUUUAUAUACGGCAUCCAAAAAACUUGUUCGCAUUCAUCAUCAAAAUCUUCAUGAAACUGGAUUAUGGAAGCGUGUUGGUAAUUUGAGCACAGCUGAAGAUAUAGCUCGUUAUAUUUCAGAACGUCGAAAAAAUUAUCCAACGAGUGAGAAUGCAAAUAAGAAAAUGAAGUAUGCUGAAGAAAAACGCGAACGUGGUGAUGUUCUAGAAACGCGACAAUUUGGACGAAUGAAAGAUCGUACCAUGGCUCGGUCUAAAGAUACAGAGGCAACUUCAUCAUCUAAUGCAUCAACAGCCACAGUUUCAUCUACAAGUAUAAAUGCAAGUUCAAAUCUUCGUCCAACUCUUUUAGAACGAUUAUUAGCACCUGAUAUUCGUCAUGAGCGUAAUAUUGUUUUACAAUGUAUUCGUCAUAUUGUUAAUAAUGAUUUUUUUGGAUUAGAAAAAUAA